AUCACACAGUCACAUUCUGGCUCCAUCAGUCUUCGCUGUACAUUCCAUUGAUUCAAACCACUUAAUCCUCCCACUUUAGCGUUAGUUAACCUCACAGUUACGCCGUUUGUUCUUUCACAGUUGUCGUCAUAUGGCAUAUAUUAUUCUGGGGCCAAGUUUUGGACUCCAUUGACUGCAGCGGUCUUUCUAGAUCAAACCGCAUUUCCAUACAGAGAUUUCCAAUCCACAUCCGCCGUUAAGGUGUAUGUUUCAUAUUAACACUAUAUGCAUUUAUAAACUUACUCGCUAUAAGCACUAUAAGCAUCCUUAAAUUGAUAUGAAAUAUAUUUCAACACAAAGGCUGGGCUUUCGGCAGAAAGUUAUUUUAUGGUUAUUUUACGGCUGGUUCUUAUAUCAAUUUAAUAUUAACUUAUCGCUUUUUGCUUAUUUUUCUACGGGUGUUAGGCCUAUAUUUCAUAUUGAAUUUAAUAGUGCACUCCGUUAUGUCUUGUAUUUCUCAGAAAUAAGCAGCUUUAAUUAUCAUUUGAAAAACAUUUGUCAGGAAUAACCAUCCGUCUUUUAUUGUUUUUAUAGUUUCGUUUUUUGCUGCCUCUUUCUGAGGAAAACGCGUGUUCGAUGUGUAAUAUUGUGUGACCAGUCACUUGCCUGGCUGUAGGCCUAUUAUUUUUAUUGCUCAAAAUGUUUACAUUAACGUUUGCAGCGCAAAGACACAAAGAAAGUAUAAUAUACUUAACUUUGUAUCAUUUAAAGGUUUCCGGCUUAAAAUAUUUCUGCAAUAGGCCUACGUUUAAACUUUGCGAUGUGUAUUUGUUUACGUUCUUCAACAAAACCGUAUAAUUUUUUAUAAUUUUAUUUGACGACUAACGCGUAUGCAAUCGCAAAUGACCUAUUCGAAUAUAUUGUGCGCAAUGCAAUCUUUUGUGUAGAUUUCUCAAUAAAGUACCACGAAAUAUUGAUUCUUACAUAAUGAAAAUAAAAGAGAUACUUCGUGUAUGCUAUCUGUGAUUGAAAUACAACGAUUUGGAGUAAAGGGGAUAAGAAUUCUAAAAAUAUAUGAAUUGUGCAUCGAUUUCCUGUUGUCGGUGUGUUAAAUACGAAUCCGUAUUUGUUUUGUCCUCCAGACGUGGCACAGCGAACGACAACGUUGUAUUUGGAUCAAGUCGGGGAGCGUACGAAUAUGGAUCCAACAUGUUCUACCAGGAGAAGGAUGUUCUUCCCAGCUGCGGGCAGACUGGCGUGGGGCUGAAUACACAGGGACAAGACUGCAGCUUAGAGCAAGUCCGCGCGGCAGCACAGGAACAGAAAGGAAAUAUCCAGAUAUAUCCAUGGAUGCAGAGAAUGAACUCGCACAGUGGCGUCGGGUACGGGUCAGACAGGCGAAGAGGGCGUCAGAUUUACUCUCGUUAUCAAACUCUAGAACUUGAGAAGGAAUUCCACUUCAAUCGAUACCUAACCAGGCGCCGGCGUAUUGAAAUCGCCAACGCUCUUUGUCUAACAGAAAGGCAGAUCAAAAUCUGGUUUCAAAAUCGCCGCAUGAAAUGGAAGAAAGAGAGUAACCUAAGCUCAACUCUAACGAGUAGCAUAUCAGCUGGGGUGUCCCAGGAAACAGAGAAAGAAGACAUUGAAGAGGAGGCAGAUGACGCGAAGAAGAAGGACUGAAACCCGGCUCCUCGUAUUCCAUGUAUCGCUUAAUGUAGCUGUAAUUGAACUCGCUAAGACAAAAUUUUUGGGACAUACAUAACUUGUAACUGCAUGGACGUUGUAUACUUAUAUAUGACCCUUUGAGUUUUCUCUUCAUCCUCCACUCUCUCGCUGUCUCUCUCUGAUCCUACAAGCUCUCACACGCAUUUGCACUUAUAUUAAAUUCUGAUACAAUAUGCCUUGAAAAAAACCCUUUGGACGGCUCCUACUGUGGAAAUAAUUCUACUGCUGACUACUUCACAUGUUUUCACGUGUAUUUUAGUAAAGACUUUUCUUUUUAUUUUAUUCAACUACAAUGGCGCUGUCGCUCCAACGUGUCUGUAAAUAAAUGUCCUUGUGUCUGUCGAUAAGUUUGUAUUUCUGAUGAAAAUCCAUCGUGUGUAAAACACACGCAUGAUCAUUCCGAGAAUGAAGGCGUGAAUGCUUUACAUUUCCUGUGAAACACGAGUAAUUUCAUGUUUUCGUAUAUUGUGUAAGCAAUGCAAUUUGUUGAAAUGUUGAAAAGUUUGUCACGGGACGGUCUAUACUACCUGAACUGUACAUAAGUCUGUAUAUAUGAAACACACUCCCCACCCGUGAGAUUCGACCAUAUUAUUCAGGUUCUCUUAAGACGUUAAUUAUGCUGUACUGAGUUAAAAUGUGAUACAGUACAAUAUCGCACUCUUACUAAUGCCAAAAUUCACAAACAAAACUACCUUGAAAUUAUAAUCUUAUGGUGUUAUUCAGUAUUUAAUAAAACCAUUAGAAUCCCA
Molecule: messenger RNA, 2453 nt
Organism: Brienomyrus brachyistius
Lineage: Eukaryota; Metazoa; Chordata; Actinopteri; Osteoglossiformes; Mormyridae
Gene: hoxc6a
Product: homeobox C6a
Exons: 3
Coding region: 1054-1659 (201 amino acids)
Biological process (GO): anterior/posterior pattern specification; regulation of transcription by RNA polymerase II
Cellular component (GO): nucleus
Molecular function (GO): RNA polymerase II cis-regulatory region sequence-specific DNA binding; DNA-binding transcription factor activity, RNA polymerase II-specific
Source: RefSeq, a predicted model, not a curated record